Messenger RNA from Diabrotica balteata, 2216 nucleotides. The record is from the annotation of a GenBank genome assembly. Lineage: Eukaryota; Metazoa; Arthropoda; Insecta; Coleoptera; Chrysomelidae.
CGGCAUCACCGCCGACGUAUAAAACCCUGUCUGUGCUUACAGGGGGGCGCAAAGCACAGCGAGCGAUUUCUUGCGGGUCCAUCGACAUAGACAUUAGCCAUUGCCAUUCAGUCGAAGCUCUAGAAUCGCAGUAGUUGAGUGCGCGUUCAAACCGGAAGCCGACCGACACAAAAUCGACAGAAUCGCUAUUGAACGAUCAGUCUUGUUUUCACAAAAGCCGGGUGUGCAAAAAGUGGCCGGUCCUUGCAAAUUUCAAAUCAAACGGAAUUUUCAGUGAAAGAAGUCGACGAUCUGUCCUUUUUGGUCUUCGUUUUUCUUAAAAGUUUUUAAAUCAUCCCUACAACAAUGAACGGAGUGGAUCAUCACACGAACGGCGGAAGCGAGUUCAACGGCUGCGGAGACAUUAUCACCCAGAAUCAACAGAAGGGUUGUUGGACCAUCGGCAUCAUCAAUUCCAAAUUCAGAUACUUAACGGCUGAAACGUUCGGUUUUAAAAUAAACGCCAAUGGCACGUCUCUCAAAAAGAAACAAAUAUGGACUUUGGAGCCAGAUAAUUCGGGAGCUGGGGAUAGUUUAAUCUACCUGAAAUCGCAUUUAGGUAAAUAUUUGGCUGUUGAUUCUUUUGGUAACGUAACGUGUGAAAGUGAAGAAAAGGAAGCCGGUUCCAAAUUCCAAAUUAGCGUGGCUGAAGAUGGUACUGGAAGAUGGGCACUUCGAAACGUCGUAAGAGGAUACUUCCUGGGAGCUUCCGCCGACAAACUAACUUGCACUGCGAAAGUUCCGAGCGACGCUGAAUUUUGGCACGUCCAUUUGGCCGCGAGGCCGCAGAUGAAUCUGAGAUCAGUCGGUAGGAAACGUUUCGCUCAUCUCUCAGAGAAUCUCGACGAGAUUUAUGUUGAUGCCAACGUUCCUUGGGGCGAAGAUACUCUCUUCACGCUCGAAUUCCGGUUAGACGAAUCCGGGAAGUAUGCCAUUCAUACCUGCAAUAAUAAGUACCUCUCAAUGAACGGAAAAUUAGUAGACUCCUGUAACAAAGAUUGCCUCUUUACCGCCGAAUACCACAGCGGACAACUAGCUCUCAGGGAUCGCAACGGACAGUACUUGAGCCCUAUAGGUUCUAAAGCAGUUCUCAAAACUCGGUCCAAUACAGUAACCAAAGAUGAGCUUUUCUCGUUGGAAGAUUCCCUCCCGCAGGCCAGCUUCGUCGCCGCUUUGAACACCAGAUUUGUAUCUGUCAAACAAGGUGUUGACGUCACAGCAAAUCAAGAAGAAAUUUCCGACCAUGAAACCUUCCAACUGGAAUUCGAUUGGAAUACUAAGAGAUGGUACAUCCGCACAAUGCAAGACAAAUACUGGACUCUUGAAACUGGAGGCGGAAUUCAAGCUUGUGGGGAUAAAAGGUCUUCAAAUGCAUUAUUCGAUCUUUCUUGGCAAACCGACGGUUCGGUUGCCUUCAGAGCCAACAACGGCAGAUACGUCAUCACGAAACGUUCGGGUCACCUAUACGCUACCUCAGACGCUAUCGAUGACACCUGCAAAUACUUCUUCUAUCUCGUCAACAGACCCAUUCUGGUACUUAAGUGCGAACAAGGUUUCGUCGGAUACAAAUCCACUUCGAAUCCAAAAUUGGAAUGCAAUAAAGCUACAUACGAGACUAUCCAAGUGGAAAGAGGAGAGAAGGGAAUCGUGUAUUUCAAAUCUCAAAGUGGUAAAUACUGGCACGCCGAUAGCGAAUCCGUUACUGCCGAUUCUGACGCCCCUGAGGGAUUCUACCUGGAAUUGAGAGAACCAACACGUCUCUGCAUCAAGACUUCUGCUGGAAAUUACCUAACAGCUAGCAAAAACGGCGUAUUCCGUAUAGGCGACACCAAUAUCGAAAGUGCCACCCAAUGGGAGUACUAAAUACGUACUGCUAAUACUCUAAGCGAGGCAAUAUUUAUAUUAUUUAUAGAAGUUACAUGUCGAAUGCAAUAGAAGGGAUGAUUUCUUGAUCAGAAGGAGAUUCGAUAUAACCUAACUUAACCUUAUUUUAUUUUAUAUGUAAGAUUAAAUUUAAACCUAUGUAGUUUUUUUAAAUGCGUUAUUAUAUGUUUUUAUCCAAAAAGAAGUACUAAGUUUAUCUAUUGGUAGAGAUAUAUUUUUAUGUCCACUAAUAAGUUUAAUCACAGACGUUUGCAAUAAGUGACAGAAUCAGUUUUAUGAUCCAUGACAGUAAU